This is a messenger RNA of Myzus persicae (green peach aphid), 1590 nucleotides long. RefSeq names its product glycerol-3-phosphate dehydrogenase [NAD(+)], cytoplasmic (gene Gpdh1). The record is from RefSeq and is a predicted model, not a curated record. NCBI's taxonomy places the organism in Eukaryota, Metazoa, Arthropoda, Insecta, Hemiptera, Aphididae. Gene Ontology annotation, biological process: carbohydrate metabolic process; glycerol-3-phosphate catabolic process. Bases 190 to 1296 code for a protein of 368 amino acids. Gene Ontology annotation, cellular component: glycerol-3-phosphate dehydrogenase (FAD) complex; cytosol. The transcript has 10 exons. Gene Ontology annotation, molecular function: protein homodimerization activity; glycerol-3-phosphate dehydrogenase [NAD(P)+] activity; NAD binding.
CGAACGUGUUCAAAUGAUAAGAAGACUGAUCAGCUUAUUGAUAUAAUAUUCAAACAUUUUUUCACAAUUUCUACGCUACCUAUACUAUAGUCUAUAAUACAUAUCUGUUUUAGUUUCACUUGACAUCUUCCCGUUGACUAGUAAAAAGUUCUUUUUUUCGUAACAUAUCGCAUCAAUCGUAUACCGAACAUGUCGUCCAAACAAAAAGUGUGCAUUUUAGGAUCCGGAAAUUGGGGUUCAGCAAUAGCAAAAAUAAUUGGUUCAAAUGCAGCCCGUUUGGAUUCUUUUGAUUCCUGUGUUAAAAUGUGGGUUUAUGAAGAAAUAAUUGAAGGAAAAAAAUUGACUGAAAUAAUUAACACCACCCAUGAGAAUGUGAAGUAUUUACCUGGAAAAAAACUCCCUGAGAAUGUGGUUGCUGUACCCGAUGCUGCUGAAGCAGCCAAAGAUGCUGAUAUUUUAGUGUUUGUUGUUCCUCAUCAAUUCAUACCAAAAUUGUGUUCUAGCCUUGAAGGGUUCAUAAAACCUACUGCUACAGCACUUUCUUUAAUUAAAGGAUUUGAUGUAGCAGAAGGUGGUGGAAUAGCUCUGAUUUCACAAAUUAUCCAAAAACAUUUAAAAAUUGAAGUCUCUGUACUAAUGGGUGCUAAUUUGGCCAAUGAAAUUGCUGAUGAAAAAUUUAGUGAAACCACUAUUGGAUGUAAAGAUAAAAAAAUUGGACAAAUUCUUAAAGAUGUAAUCCAGACUGACUAUUUCCGUGUUUCUGUUGUCGAUGAUGUUGAAGCUGUUGAAGCUUGUGGUGCCCUAAAAAAUAUUGUGGCUGUCGGAGCUGGUUUUAUUGAUGGUUUGAAAUUAGGAGACAACACUAAAGCAGCCAUAAUACGUAUAGGUCUUAUGGAAAUGAUUAAAUUUGUUGAUACAUUUUACACUAAUGCUCGACUUAGUACAUUCUUAGAAUCAUGCGGAGUUGCUGAUUUAAUCACUACAUGCUAUGGUGGUCGUAAUAGAAAAGUAUCUGAAGCUUAUGUGACAUCAGGAAAGACAAUUGAAGAACUAGAAAAAGAAUUGUUAAAUGGACAAAAACUUCAAGGACCAAUCACAGCAGCUGAAGUAAACUUUAUGCUCAAAAAUAAAAAUAAGGAAAAUGAUUUCCCGUUGUUCACAACUGUCCAUAAAAUUUGUAUUGGAGAAUUAAAGCCUAGUGAUUUAAUUGAACAAAUGAAAUUAAAUACCAGCAUGUCUGACAAAUUAAAUCUGGACAAAUGUAACCUAAAAACUGAACAAGCUGGUGGAGAAUAAAUGAGAUAGUUGUAUUCCGACAUUGUUAGGUUGUCAUUCGGUAUGACUUUAUUUCUGCAAGAGUUAGAUAUUAUGUUAACACAAUUAAUUCUCACAAUGCACAUCUAUGUCAGCCUGUCUCACAUCUUUCUUGUUAAUGUUAUAUAAUGUAGAAUUAUUUAUUUGUGUCACAUGUAUCAUUUUUAAAUGUUAAUGGCUUUUUUUUUGCACUACCUCAAACAAAAAUGCACCAAUUUUAAAUGUUACCAAAUUGUAUUGUAUUAAGGCAAUCAAAAUAUAGAUAUAUACAUAGGA